Molecule: messenger RNA, 1365 nt
Organism: Entrophospora candida
Lineage: Eukaryota; Fungi; Glomeromycota; Glomeromycetes; Entrophosporales; Entrophosporaceae
Source: the annotation of a GenBank genome assembly
AUGAAUAAUGAAACUACAAUUGAAUUUGCAAAAAAAGCUCGAGAAGCAGCAACUAAACUUCAAUAUGUCUCAAUUGAAGAAAAGAGUAUUGCGCUAAAUAAAAUUAAAGAAAAAAUAUUUGAACAUAAACAAGAAAUUUUCGAAUCUAAUGAACAUGACAAACUAAAUGCAGCAGAGCUUGUAAAGACUGGUGCACUUCCACAGUCAUUAGUUAAACGUUUAGAUAUAACAAGUGGAGAUAAGUUUAUUACUAUGUUACAAGGAGUAUCUGAUAUUGAUAAAUUGCCUGAUCCAACCGGACAAAUCACAUAUUCCAGUAAACUUGACGAAGGAUUAGAAUUGUAUCGAGUAACUUGUCCUGUUGGAGUUUUAUUGGUGAUAUUUGAAGCAAGACCCGAAGUUAUUGUUAAUAUUUCAGCAUUAUCAAUAAAAUCAGGCAAUGCUGUGAUAUUAAAAGGAGGAAAAGAAUCAAUUGCUACAUUAAAUGCGCUGUAUUCAUCAAUUAAAUUGGCUUUAUCAGAAACAGCAAUUCCACAAAGUGUCAUUCAACUCGUUGAAACGCGAGAAGAAAUUAAAGCACUAUUAGAUUUAGAUAGAUAUAUCGAUUUGGUGAUUCCACGUGGAAGUAACAGUUUAGUGAGAUAUAUACAAGAGAAUACAAGGAUUCCUGUUUUAGGACAUGCUGAUGGAUUAUGCACUGUGUAUGUUGAUAAAGAUUCAGACCUUAAGAAAGCAAUACGUGUUGUCAUUGAUUCCAAAAUAAAUUAUCCUGCAGCUUGUAAUGCAGCCGAAACUCUUUUGAUACACCGUGGAAUUCUUUCUACGCAUCUUCAACCUAUAAUAAAUGCGUUAUUGGAAGCUAAUGUUAAAUUACAUCUUGAUCAUGAACUAUUACCAUAUGUCUCACACAUCAACAACAACUCAUUGAUAGAAGUGAGUGUACCAGAGGAUUUUGACACUGAAUUUUUGAAUCUUGAAAUUGCCGUUAAAGUUGUAAAUGGAUUGGAAGAAGCAAUCCAACAUAUCAAUAUACAUGGUAGCAAACAUACUGAUUCAAUAGUCACAGAAAAUGAGACGGCAGCAAAAAAAUUCAUGCAAGGUGUUGAUUCGGCUGGUGUUUAUUGGAAUGCCAGUACAAGGUUUGCCGAUGGAUUUAGAUACGGGUUUGGCGCAGAAGUUGGAGUAAGCACAAACAAGACGCAUGCACGUGGACCAGUUGGACUUGAAGGUUUGGUAAUAUACAAGUAUAAAUUGUGUGGUAAUGGACAUAUUGUAGGAGAAUUUGGUGAAGGAAAAAAAGAAUAUUUACAUGAACCAAUAGAUACAAAGAAAUACAAUGUGGGCUCUAUGCUAACCAAAAGGUAG